Ceratotherium simum simum (southern white rhinoceros) is the source of this 1555-nucleotide messenger RNA. RefSeq names its product coagulation factor II thrombin receptor (gene F2R). Gene Ontology annotation, biological process: positive regulation of blood coagulation; phospholipase C-activating G protein-coupled receptor signaling pathway; positive regulation of Rho protein signal transduction. Gene Ontology annotation, cellular component: plasma membrane. The record is from RefSeq and is a predicted model, not a curated record. NCBI's taxonomy places the organism in Eukaryota, Metazoa, Chordata, Mammalia, Perissodactyla, Rhinocerotidae. Gene Ontology annotation, molecular function: thrombin-activated receptor activity.
GAGCCUCGGACAAUGGGGCCGCGGCGGCUGCUGCUCGUGGCCGCGGGCCUGAGUCUGUGCGGCCCCCUGCUGUCGGCCGGCACCCGGGGCCGCAGGCCAGGGUCAAGAGCAACCAAUGCUACUGUGGACCCCCGGUCCUUUUUCCUCAGGAAUUCCCAUGAUCAGUUUGAACCGUUCCCACUGUCGGGGGAGUCCGAGGAGAAAAACGAAAGCGGGUUAACUGAAGACAGGUUCAGCUCCAUCGACAAAAGCAGUGCUCUUCAAAAACCGCCCCCGGGGUUCGUCUCCAAAGAUGCCUCGGGAUACCUGACAAGCACCUGGAUGACCCUCUUUAUCCCCUCCGUCUACACUGGCGUGUUUGUGGUAAGCCUGCCUCUCAACAUCAUGGCCAUCGUCGUGUUCAUCCUGAAGAUGAAGGUCAAGAAGCCUGCCGUGGUGUACAUGUUACACCUGGCCACGGCGGACGUGCUCUUUGUGUCUGUGCUCCCGUUUAAGGUCAGCUAUUACUUUUCCGGGAGCGAUUGGAAAUUUGGAUCUGAAAUGUGUCGCUUCGUCACGGCCGCCUUUUACUGUAACAUGUAUGCCUCCAUCAUGCUCAUGACAGUCAUCAGCAUCGACCGGUUUCUGGCAGUGGUGUACCCCAUCCGGUCCCUCUCCUGGCGUACGCUGGGAAGGGCGUCCGUCACGUGUCUGGCCAUCUGGGCUCUGGCCAUCGCGGGGGUGGUGCCUCUCCUCCUGCAGGAGCAGACCACCCGGGUCCCGGGGCUCAACAUAACCACCUGUCAUGACGUGCUCAACCAGACCCUGCUCGAAGGCUAUUAUGCCUAUUACUUCUCUGCCUUCUCUGCCGUCUUCUUUUUUGUGCCGUUGGUCGUUUCCACAGUCUGUUACGUGUCUAUCAUUCGAUGUCUUAGCUCUUCCGCAGUCGCCAACCGCAGCAAGAAGUCCCGGGCUCUGUUCUUGUCGGCUGCUGUUUUCUGCAUCUUCAUCAUUUGCUUCGGACCCACAAACGUCCUCCUGAUUGUGCACUACUCGUUCCUUUCUCCGGAUUCCACGACAGAGGCCGCCUACUUCGCUUACCUCCUCUGUGUCUGUGUCAGCAGCAUAAGCUGUUGCCUUGAUCCCUUGAUCUACUAUUACGCUUCCUCUGAGUGCCAGAGGCACCUCUACAGUAUCUUAUGCUGCAAAGAAAGUUCUGACCCCAGCAGUUAUAACAGCAGCGGUCAGUUGAUGGCAAGUAAAAUGGAUACCUGCUCUAGUAAUCUGAGCAACAGCAUAUACAAAAAGCUGUUAACUUAGGAAAAGGGACUGCCGGUGAGUUAAAAAGAAAAGGUUACAAAAGCAUGUAACCUGAGGAUUCUGUUAGUCAUUGCCAAAAAAGUAUUUACUUUACCAUCUAAAACAAGAAAUGUAUGAUUUGCAUGCCUCCUUCUUACAAGACCCUUAAGCAUACAUAUUUGUUCAUUACAGGAAAAGAUAACAGGAAUAGAAAACAGCAUUGUUCCAAGAGAGUGUUACCAAUGCUACAGUAAUAACUGGAUGUCACUUUUUGAUG